UGGAAGUGAAUUGGCUAAUGCUUGCUAAUUGGACUAUGUACUGUGAUGGUCACAGAUCAGUGCCUAUCAACUGCCAGUAUUACCAUUCAACCCCCUAUCCAGUGCCCCAUCUUGGAGGGGGGACUGCAGAAGUGGGUUGGGUGGCAAGAAAAAGGAGAUGAGUGUUGUCUUAAAGGAACUGAUGGGAUAGGAAGGAAGUGUACAUGUAGUACUAGUGGUGUUGCCGGGUGUUGUACCGGUGCUCCUGGCACUCCUUGUCAUGACUGUACCACGUGUGGUCCUAGUGGUAAAAACAAGUGCUACCAAUCGGCUUACCAGAGACCAAAUGGUCAACCUAGUCCCCCGGGUCCCCCUACAGAAUGCUACUGGCCCACCAUCUCGGACAAGCCAGAUCAAGUCCACCUCCUGGCCCGUAUUUUCCUAGGGUCGGUAUGUCUCAUAUGGAGUGGACUCAGUCAGUUGGGGUUCCUAACAGGUGAUAGCAGGUGGAAGGAUAGUAGUUUGCACAAAAUAGAGCCCAGUGGAAAGGAUAAUGUUGGUCUCGGCUCAUUCAUGGCGGCCAUGGGCUAUGACCUGGAGAGGUUGAAUGGGAGUCCUCCAGGUAAGUACUGCCUAGGGUAGUGAUGCUAUUAAUGCAUGUAAGAAGAUCAGCAGUUUAUUGCUUGUGAUGGCAAUUAUGUGGUACUAUUGAGUAC
This is a messenger RNA of Babesia bovis T2Bo, 695 nucleotides long. RefSeq names its product variant erythrocyte surface antigen-1 beta subunit. The transcript has 2 exons. Bases 46 to 621 code for a protein of 191 amino acids. The record is from RefSeq and is a predicted model, not a curated record. Lineage: Eukaryota; Apicomplexa; Aconoidasida; Piroplasmida; Babesiidae.